Molecule: messenger RNA, 1521 nt
Organism: Strongyloides ratti
Lineage: Eukaryota; Metazoa; Nematoda; Chromadorea; Rhabditida; Strongyloididae
Product: Na+ channel, amiloride-sensitive family-containing protein
Exons: 5
Coding region: 1-1521 (506 amino acids)
Biological process (GO): sodium ion transmembrane transport
Cellular component (GO): membrane
Molecular function (GO): ligand-gated sodium channel activity
Source: RefSeq, a predicted model, not a curated record
AUGCCAUCUUUAUUAUAUAUUCAAAGUCCCGGAAGGGAUAUAUAUAAUUAUUCAAGAGAAAGAGAAACACAAGAAAGAAGAAUACAUUUGCCUAAUAAUACUUUUAAUGAUGAUGUUUAUGUUUGUCACAGUAAGGCUGAAAGUUAUCCUCCAUGGAUAAGUGAGAUUCAUGGAUUAGGACAAGCAUUACUUAGUAAAUCAAAAAAAGAACGUAUUUUCUGGUGGAUUGUACUUUUUAUUUGCGGAAGUGUUUGUAUAGCAAUGACAACAAUGGUUGUUGUAGAAUAUAUUAAUGGUCCUACAGCUACCUCAACAACUAUCAAAUUAGUUUCUUCACAACAAUUUCCAGCAAUAACAAUAUGUCCUAAAAUUCCUGAUGUUAUAAAAUUUGAUGGAAUAUAUAACGAUAUGAAAGUACAUUUUCCAAAUUUAACAGAAAAUGGGUGUAGAGAUUUAAUACAAUAUUUUUUGGCUGGUAAUGGUUUUGAGAAUAUGAAUGAUCUUGUAUAUUUUAAUACAAGUUAUUUAAAUGAAUUAGAUAAUAUGUAUAAAAUAUGGUCUCAUGGUUAUGAUGUUAAAGAAUUUUAUGAUUUAAUUCAAGGAAGAUAUGGAAUUGAAUGUGAAGAUCUUUUUAAAGAAUGUGAAAUAUCUGGAAAUAAAAUUAAUUGUUGUGGUCAAGUUUUUAAACAACAAGUAGUUAUGAGAAGAGGAUUAUGUUAUCAAACUAUUAAAGGACUAAAUCAAACAGAAGCUGACGAUGUUGGUAAAUUAUCAAUCAAAAUGAAAGCACCCGUUUCAUCCAGUAGUACAACAUACAUCUACCAACCUCAAUUAAUUUUAUAUGUUAGUGAUAAUUUUGAUUAUGCAAUGGAUUUUCCAAGAUAUUAUAUUUAUCCAAAUGAAUGGAAUAGAAUGUUUUUAACAUCAAGAAGAAUUGAAUUAUUAGAACAUCCUGGUGAUUGUACUUAUCAAAUUGAAGGAACUGAUUCUGUUUGUUUUAUAAGUCAAUGGCUUAAAAAUACUAUUAUUAAUGUAUUUAAUUGUACAUUAACAUAUCUAAAUAACAUACCUGGUAGUGAAAAUUAUUCUAUAUGUAAUCUUUCAUUAAUUGCUAAUAAUUAUUAUGAUACUAUCCAAUUGGUUAAAGCAGGGAGUAUAAAUUCAUCAUUAUGUAUUCCAGGUUGCCAUCGAUGGGAAUAUCAUCCAACAUUACAACAAACUCCAGCACUUGAAAAUUUUACAGAUUAUGAUUUUAAUUUGGAAAUAUCAUUUUAUAAUCUUCAGUAUGAAAGUGUAAGAGAAAUUUACACAACAUCAAUUCCUGGUUUUAUGUCUCAAAUAGGAGGUCAAUUUGGUUUUUUUUUGGGUCUUUCAAUAAUAACAAUGUUUCAAGUUAUUAUCUUUAUUAUAGAAAGUAUUAUUAAGUUUAUUUCUAGUAGUCGAUUAACAAAGAAUGUCAAAUUAUUUUUGACAAAAAUAACAAGAAAAGAAGAUUCGUCAAAUGCUGAUGUGCCAUCCUGA